AUGUGGUUUAUUAAGUUUAACAGGUUGCUCAUAACAGUUGCAAUCGCUGGAGAAAUUGUGAAGCGACGAUUUCAGAAGCAUUUUACACUCUUACAGUAACUGCAGACCAUGGAUUGCGGAUUAAUAACUUCGAAAACAGUUCUACUGUUGCUGAGCUUGAUUUUUUGGGCUGCAGGAGCUGCUCUGGCAUAUGUGGGCUCCUAUGUCUUCACCAGCUACAAAAACUAUGACAACUUCCUGGAGGACAAGUACACACUCAUUCCUGCGGUGGUGAUCCUGGGCGUCGCCGUGGUGAUGUUCAUCAUCGGAAUCAUCGGGUGCUGUGCGACGCUGCGCGAGUCGCGCAUUGGGCUGGGGUUUUUCCUCAUCAUCAUCCUGCUGAUCUUUGCAGCCGAAGUGGCAGCCUUUGUGCUGGGAGUUAUCUACCGGGGAAGGGUAAAUAGAGACAUUGAAAAGUCAAUGGCCGAAGUUUUCCAGAAGUACGAUGGGAAGAAUUCGGAAAGCAGAGCAGUGGAUUAUUUGCAACAACAGCUCCAGUGUUGUGGAGUGAAGAACUACAGCGACUGGAACAAUACCGAGUGGUUCCACACCUCUGGCAAUGGCAGUGUUCCCCAGUCCUGCUGCAAGUCUGCCUUCGCCAACUGCACCGGCCAGCCUGGCUUCAUCAACACAGAGGGCUGUGAAACCAAACUGGAGCAUGUACUUCAGGAGGUCCUGAGCUAUGCCAUGCUGGUGAUUCUGGGGUUUGCCAUCAUCAAGUUCUUCGGGAUGCUGAGCGUGUGCGUGAUCACGUGCAGAAACAGGAACCAGAAUGAGUACCAGCCCUUGUCUGGCACAUAUGCGUGAAGAUCCCACACUCUUCACUCGGGGUCUGGAGAGAUAGUUGUUUUGUUCAGGAUUGUCCACACACACACACUUGGGUGUUUGUUCUAAUGUCUGUAUUGGAGCAAACCGUCACGUUUUCAGGGGGACAUUUCUGGUUUUGUAUUUCUUAAUUUCAAGGUCCAAGGCUCCAAGGGGAUUUUUUUUCACUUAAGUUUCAUAUGUCUAUUAGAUUGAAGAGUUUUGCUCAGAGUGUGUUGAUUUGACAGGUAGGACAGGAUUCGGUAUUAUAAGCUGACUAAUGAAAUACUGAAGGCAAGGAAUUGCUGUUCUGUAAAUAUGCCUCAAGUCUGAAGUGUGCCUUGCUUCUUGAAUUUCUCUUAUGGUUUUAAAUAAUUCUGUUAACUAAUAAUUGUGGGAGAAAAUGUAUAUAAUGCACCUGGUACAAAUAAUAUUUGAACGGAGUCUAGGAUGGUAUUAUUUAGAACCUCAUUUUUAAGUGGUAGGCAACACUGAAAGGCACUAUUACUAUUGUUUGUUUUCUUUGGUCACUGAACCUUUAUGCUGGAAAUAACCUUUUUUUAAAAAACAAAUCAGAUGCCAUAAAUAUCUGUUGUGUGUGUUUUUUAAUUCAAAAUGUAAUAAAAUAAAUUCUGAAUUAACUGCUUUGCACACCUAAAUGCACAAUAAAUGCAGUUCUGCAGAUCUGAAUAUGCUCAGAAAUGUAGAUUGUUUAUUGAAAAUAGUGCUUUAUGUUAUGUAAAGUUAGAACUUUUUUUAAAUGUAUGGCAGUUGUCAUUUCUGAAGUUUAAAAUUUCAGAGUUAUAUCAAGAUGAUAAAAGUGUAUCGAUUCAGUGAUUUAGGAGAUAGAAUCCAGAUUUUUUUUCCAUCCCUGUUCAAAUGUACCUAGUAAUUUAAAAGUUAUCAACAGUAAAGUACUUGAUUUUAA
Messenger RNA from Lepisosteus oculatus (spotted gar), 1771 nucleotides. It is a transcript of the gene tspan36, whose product is annotated as tetraspanin 36. NCBI's taxonomy places the organism in Eukaryota, Metazoa, Chordata, Actinopteri, Semionotiformes, Lepisosteidae. The record is from RefSeq and is a predicted model, not a curated record. Gene Ontology annotation, cellular component: plasma membrane.